Messenger RNA from Dendroctonus ponderosae (mountain pine beetle), 1050 nucleotides. RefSeq names its product 5-demethoxyubiquinone hydroxylase, mitochondrial (gene Coq7). The record is from RefSeq and is a predicted model, not a curated record. Gene Ontology annotation, biological process: regulation of reactive oxygen species metabolic process; ubiquinone biosynthetic process; regulation of gene expression. Bases 396 to 974 code for a protein of 192 amino acids. Gene Ontology annotation, molecular function: 3-demethoxyubiquinol 3-hydroxylase activity. The transcript is spliced from 5 exons. NCBI's taxonomy places the organism in Eukaryota, Metazoa, Arthropoda, Insecta, Coleoptera, Curculionidae. Gene Ontology annotation, cellular component: mitochondrial inner membrane; nucleus.
UUUGUUCAAACAAUGCUCAACCAAGCUAAAUACCCGUAAUUGUCAAAGCCCGUGUCACAACCCGUGAACUUCCCACUAAACAAAGCGAUGUUUGCUAUUUUCAUAUUCAAUUGAGGGAACCGUUCAAAAAAGUAUUUGAAUUUUUCUCUUACAUAAUUUAAUCUUCUCUUUAUCUCACAGCUAGAUGGUGUGAUCGUAUAUCCGUAGGAAAUUUAUAACCUAAGUUUUGUGUGUACAGUAAUAUUUUUGUGGAGAAAAAUACAAAUUGAAUUUAAGUUGCAACUAAAUACGUUGAAAGCAACAGUUCAUGUAUUAUUUAGUUCUAUCAACUAAGUUUGGAUUUUGGAAGAUUCCUGUGCCAUUUUGGAGUAGUACAAACUAAUAUCAGUUAAAAUAUGAGACUCGUCCGUAUGAUUAAUGCAUCCACCGCAGUUUCAAAUCGUCGCUUUUACACCAGCAAGGCAACUUUGGAUCAAAUCAUUAGAGUUGAUCAUGCUGGUGAACUCGGCGCAGAUAGAAUAUAUGCAGGGCAAAUGGCCGUGUUGGGAAGUACGUCAAAAGGGCCAUUGAUUCAGCAUAUGUGGGAGCAGGAGAAACACCAUAGGGCUAAGUUUGAAGAACUUAUAAGGAAGCACCGUGUUCGACCAACUGUCAUGGCGCCUUUUUGGGAUCUAGCGGCAUUUGCUUUAGGCGCUGGUACAGCCUUACUAGGUGAAAAAUCCGCUAUGGCCUGCACGGUUGCAGUUGAGACGGUAAUUGUUGAGCACUACAAUGACCAGCUGAGAACUCUAUUGGAGGAUCCAGAAUGUAACAAAGAAUUAAUGGAAGUUAUUACAAAGUUUCGCAAUGAAGAACAAGAACAUCACGAUACAGGCAUUGACCAAGGAGCCGAGCAAGCACCUUAUUAUAAACUACUUUCGGAGGCUAUUAAAUGUGGGUGCAAAACAGCAAUCGCCAUUUCCAAAGUGAUUUAAUGGUCAAAGGGCUACCAAAUAGACAACAAUAUUAUUGUGAAAUUAUUAAUUUAUAAUAAUAAAUAUAUUUUCUUGA